AUGGUCCUUGGCUCCAUAGCUAUACAAUUCAUACAUGUGGUUCUUGCAGCCAUGAUUCUUUCACUAGACUUCCUAUUCUUGUUAUUCACAAUCCAAAGGUCUCUGUACUUUUUUGGCAAGAGCAUGAAGAGAAGGCCAGAGAGCAUGAGAGUCAGAUUGAUGUCUGGAUGCAGAAGUGAGCUUUAUCUGAUAGAUUGUAUGUCUUGCACAGACCUCAUAUAUCUUCCUGGAAACUUUGUGGCCAUAGAAGAGCAUAUAGAGUUCUGUAAGUACCUAUCAAAGAUGCUUGAAUGCAAUGUGAUUUCCAUGGUAUAUAGAGGAAUAGCAGGAAAUUGCUGUUCCCCAUCCGAAAGAGGAAUAAUCGAGGAUCUAUCACCAAUUUCUCAGUGGAUAUCAAGAAGAAGCACUCGGAAGGUUGUGCUGGGAUUUUCCAUAGGAUCAGCUGUAGGAGUUCGUCUCGCAGAGAAAUGUCAUGUUGAUGCUCUUGUCCUAGUGAACCCAUUUAUUUCAUUAAGGGAAGUGGUAAGUAACAUUCUGUUUGGCAGAGUUCUAAAGCAUUUUAUAGUGGAUGAAUGGAAUAAUGUGAGUAGAAUGAAAGAAAUCAAUGCACCUGUUUACUUUGUUGUUUCUUCCAAUGACGAGAUAGUUCCUCCAUCACAUACAGAUGAGCUUAUCAAGAAAACAAGACUUCCAAGAAUGAUUGUGAUUCCCGGUGCAGAUCAUAAUGAGCCUAUGCGAAACUUUGCAACACACCUAUACCCAGUGAUAGGAGAGAUUCUGAAAGAAAAGAAUCAUUAA
Encephalitozoon romaleae SJ-2008 is the source of this 798-nucleotide messenger RNA. RefSeq lists its product as hypothetical. The transcript has a single exon. Lineage: Eukaryota; Fungi; Microsporidia; Unikaryonidae. Bases 1 to 798 code for a protein of 265 amino acids. The record is from RefSeq and is a predicted model, not a curated record.